Colletotrichum fioriniae is the source of this 591-nucleotide messenger RNA. RefSeq lists its product as uncharacterized. Lineage: Eukaryota; Fungi; Ascomycota; Sordariomycetes; Glomerellales; Glomerellaceae. The record is from RefSeq and is a predicted model, not a curated record. Gene Ontology annotation, molecular function: oxidoreductase activity, acting on paired donors, with incorporation or reduction of molecular oxygen; heme binding; monooxygenase activity.
AUGCCCGAGCUGAUUCCCAUGCUCCGGGAUGACGUCCAGCAAGCUUUGGCCGAGAGCAACGGCGUCUUCACGAGCGGUGCCAUGCAGAACAUGAAGAAGCUGGACAGCUUCCUCAAGGAGACUAUGAGAUACUACGCACUUGGUCCCACAUCAUUCCAACGCAAGGUCCUGAAGACCUUUACUCUAUCGAACGGCCAGGUCAUUCCCGCUGGAUCCGUAGUCGAAUUGCCCGUGAUCGGUAUCAACAAUGACGACGAAAUCUUCCCCGACUCCGAGAAGUUUGACCCCUUGAGAUUUUACAAGCUGCGGCAAGCCAAAACGGAACAGGAGACCGGCUCAAAACAGGCCGAGGUUGUGGCAAAUGCCCAGUUCGUUAGCGUAGGGCAGACCAGUUUGACCUUUGGAUACGGUCGUCACGCAUGCCCGGGUCGCUUCUUCGCUGUGAACGAGAUCAAGAUGAUCAUGGCGACGACUCUGGCUAACUACGACAUCAAGAACCUGGGAGAUAGCAAGGAGCGAUACAAGAACUUGGAAUUCGGCGCAAUAACUCAACCGGACCCCGACAGGAAGGUUUUGCUGAGAAAGCUUUAG